AUGGGCGUAUUGAUAGAAAUAUCGGCCCCCGCGGGCACGCGGAAGGGGCACCUCCGGCGAAUCCAUCCGUGGUCGCAAGAAAGACGAGAGCACGUUGAGACUAACAAAGAGGAGGAGGACGAGGAGGAGGACGAAGAGGAAGAGGACGAAGAGGCUUCCGGCGUCGUGCGCGACUACAGGCAAUACACCAACGAAGGUCAGGGGGACGAAGAACAACAACAACAGGAGGAGGAGGAGGAGGAGGAGGACGAAGAGGACGAGGAGGAAGAGGAGGAAGAGGAGGAGGCACCAGAAGACGAGGUGGAAGGGCUGGAGGAAGAGAGGCUCGAGCGCCGAGAGGGGCAGCGGGGGGCGGGGAAGGCGGAGCGGGUGCCAGAGGAGGAGGAAGAGCGGGAUGACCCCGCUUGGGGGGUGGAGGACGCGGAGGCGGAGGAGGCGGACCCGGACUUCCAGAAGAUGCACAAGUUCAACUACCGGGCGGUCGACCUGGAGGGCGAGAUCCUGGAGUGUCCGUGGGUGUGCCGGGGCUGCCUACGGCGGUCUACCAGUUGCGGGUGCCCCGAGGGCUUCCCUGCCUGGCUCGACAGCGAUGUGGGCCAGGCCCGGCAGUCGCUCUUCCGAAGGUACAACUGCAGGGCCGGUGCUGCGGGAUGCAGCUUCUGCAGGAGGGGUCCUGGGCAUCUCAUCCUCCUGGGCGAGUGGGCUAGAGACGUACAGGCCAUCAGCGAAGGGAUACCGCCCCCGAGCUCUCGUGCCCUGCUUCAGACGACGCCGCAGGACAGGAUGGGCGUCCUCGGCGAUCGGACGGCGAUCCCGGACAGGCUGGCACCGGCCAGAGCGGCUCGGGCGGCCAACGCUCUCCUGCGGCGGCAGCGGGAGCAGCGGCAGCGGGAGAUGAUGGAGGAGGGUGGCGGGUUGGAGGACGAGGACGGAGGCGGCGCGGAGGGAGACCAGUACGCGAGAGACUACCGCUUGAGGGUCGGCGGGACGCGCAAGCGCGGCCGCCGCGAUCUCUACGACGACGCUUCCGCCGCCGCCGCGGGCGGCACGGGAGCGCCUGCGGGGGCGGCGGCGGCGGCGAAGGCGGCGGCGGCGAAGGCGGCGGCGGCGUCGGCGGCGGCGGCUGCCGGUGGGGCGUGGCGUUCGGAGGAGUCGAGCGCGGAAGGAGGAGGAGGUGAUGGUGGUGGUGCGGCAAGCUCGACGGCGGCGCCGGCGGUGGCCGCGGUAGCGGGGAUGGAUCGUGUCGCCGUUUCCCUGCGAACCCCGUCAGCGGCCUCUUUGUUGCCAGGUACCGACGACGUCGGCGGCGGAGGCGGCGGUGGUGACAAGCAGCAGCUGGCCGCCGUGCCCACCCCUGCUACGGCCACCGGCGUGACCGCUCCCGGUGCGGAAGCAGCGGCGGGGGCAGCGGUGCCUGGUCCUUCUUCUGCUUUGGGGGCAAAGGCUGCUGCUAGCGGCGGCGGCGGCGGCGGCGGGUUCAGCCGCGGCGGUGCCGGGCCAUUCUUCACGCCGACGCCCAUGGCGGGGCCCAGGCCGGCGCUCGCCAGGGGCGGGUGGGCCUCCCUCUUCGCAUCGACGGCCGCGGCGACGUUUGUUCCUCCUACUCCCGCCGCCGUUGUAAAAGAAGACGGCGGCGACACCGGCGGCGGGGACGGCGGCGGCGGAAGCGGCACCACCGCCGUUGCGGCCCAGAAGAAGCAGCAGGCCCCCGAGGCGACGGGUCCAAGCGAUAAGGCGAUGGCCGUCUCCGCCGGAAGCCCGGCGCCGGCGGCGGCAGCGGCAGCGGCAGCGGAGAGCUCGGGAGCUUGGUGGGUCAACCGGCCGGAGUCGGUGCUGAGGUGUCUGCGGGAGCUCCUCCUGUCCUCCUCCUCCUCCUCCUCCUCCUCCUCCUCCUCGUCCUCGAAGGACGGCAAGCGGCACGGCUACGACAAGAGAAGCGGCAACGGCACCGCCGACACCGCCGCCGCUGCAGGGGCGUCCACGCCCGCGCCGCCCCAGCCGUCGUUAUCAUCCUCGGCGUUGGUCUCUCUCCUGCUGGAGACGGCCGGCGGCGGAACGCCGUCGACGUCCGCGGGAGGUGCGAAAGCGUCGACCGUAUGGCAGGAGCAGGAGCAGGAGCAGCGGCGGCAGCAGGCGAACGCGCAAGAAGACUUUGCCGCGGGGCUGAGGGGAGGUCUGCUGGAGCAGCUGGCCGGGAAGAUGAGGCUCUUGCUCAGGGCGGGACUCUCCUGGGGGGGCAACGCAGAGGGAGAUCGUGGGGGGGGAGUGAUGAGGCUUGAGAUGGGGCUGGAGGAGUACAUCUCGCUGGUCGAGGACGUGCACCGUGCGGUGGAACGGACGACGAGGCAAAAGCAUGACAGCUUGAUGCAAGAGAGGAAAAACAGCAGAGAGGAUGGCCUAGGGAAACUGAAAGAACGCCUGAGACGGCUCGAGAGCAAGAGAGGGUCGAUACGUGCCGAUCUCGACCGCCUCCGUCGGCGAAUGGUGUCCAAGACCGACCGCAUCAAGACACUCAGAACUCUGGCGGACGAGUGCUGGGCGGAGGGAGAGCCGUCCAUCGGACGCGACACUCUUGACAAUCUGGAGGCCAUGAUCAGGAAGGAGAAGACCCACCUCUCAAAGUUUCGCGCCAGGGCGAAAGAGCUGGAGGCCCACGGCGUCGACACGGAAGCGUUAUUGGCGGGGAUGAAGGAGGACAAGGGUGGGGGGGGGGAGGCGUCAUCCCUUCCCGGGACAAGCGCGGCGGCCUCCCCUACCGCCACGGCCGGCGGUUCAGCCGCCGGCGCCGCCGGCGGUACUGGUUCCGACGGGAGCGGCGUCGGCGGGAGCGGGCGAGGCGCGUCAUCCCGGGAGGACGAGAAGCCUGUGGGGGUUGUGCGGGGGGCUGCGGCGGCGGGUAGUAGUGAUUCCGGGAAGAAGACGACUAAGGAGUUGUUGUCGUCCAAGACCUCCUCUGACACCGGCAAAGAGGGCUCUAGGUCGCCCGCAGCGGCGGCGACUACUGGCGGCGGCGUGCCCACGAAGAAGGCCGGCGCUUCUCCUGCUACUGCCGCUGCUAAGCCCUCCGCAACGGCAACCGGGGGCUGCGGGGAGAGCAACGGUUUCCCCGCUUCAGCACCUUCCACCGCUGCUGCCGCUACUAAGGCGUCGGCUGCCGCCGGUGGUGCGCUAGCGACCGCGGCGGCGGGGGGGAAAGGCGGCGCUGGUUCCGAAGAAGGCGGAGCGGCGGCGGCGGGAGCUCCGGCACCGCCGCUGGCGGCAACAGGAGCAUGUGCUCCUCCGCGGCCCUCCUUGGCCAUAAUGACCACGUCCACGGCCUCCGCUCUCGCGGCACCGGCGCUGGCAGUAGAAGUCCCUUCUUCCGGGGAGGACGGUGCAAGAGGGGGGCGCGCAAACAGCAACCCGGUCGGAGGGGGGGUGCGGUUCAUCCAGAGGGACCUGGAAGCGGCCCAGCUGAUGGUCCAGGCUCGGAAGCUCGACCUGGCCGCCAGGGAGUGGGUCGGGCUGCGGUGCCUCCUCUUGAGGCGUGCCACCGCUGCCGCUGCCGCCGCUGCUCCCGUCGCCCCGUCACUUCGAGGUGGUUCGACUCUGGUUCUUAGGCCGGCCGCCGUGGUCUGUGAAGCAUCCAAUGACGGCGGUGGUGCCGACAACGCCGCCGACGAUGAUGACGAGACCAACAACAACAACAAGACCGGCAAGCCGAAGAGUGCCGCCAAGAGCAACAACAACAACAACAACGCCUCCUCCUUCCCCAAGGCGGCUACGGCGGUCAGACGUUCGUGGUCGAAGGAGCUAGACGCGGCCCUGCAGGCGUCGCCGGAAGACGCCGGUCUGGUGGUGGAGAGCCCCCGGGAGGCCGUACCCCCCGGCGGCGGGUGUGGUGAGGAGGCCAGGGUGGGCUGGGGCGGCUGGGGGUCCGGCGGCGACGAAAAGCGGUACCUCGCCCAAGCGCACACGCAGGAGUUCCUCGCGCACAUGUCCGCCAUGGGGCGGCAGGAGUGGGGCGCCGCUUCCGCCUCGGCGGCGUGCGUCGUGAGAGGCGUGUCUGCCGUGCUCUCCGGCAGGUGCACGAACGCUCUCUGCCUCCUGGAAAACCCGGGGAGGCAUGCUCCCAGCGGGGGCUACUCGGUUGGGCACGGGUGUGGGGUACCGAAGCUGAAGGAGGGGGCGUGCUGCGCCGUGAACAGCGUCGCCGUGGGGGCGCUCUACGCGCACAUGCAGUGGUCCGUGGGGCGCGUUGCCGUGGUGGACUUCGGCACUCACCUCGCGACCGGCACCGCGGACAUCCUCUGCCGCACGCUGGACCCGGCCUUCCUCUACGCUACCGUUGCCGUGUCCGCUGCGCUCGAGGCCUUCCGGCCGGACCUGGUGAUGAUCUCCGCCGGCCUGGACGGGAGGAAGGGGGACCCGUGUGGGCGGGGGGACCUGGUGGCCGAGGACUUCGAGUGGCUAACGCUAGAGGUUGGUGUGUUGGUGUAAAGACGGUGGACAUUGUGUCGUGUUCUGUUCCUCCUCAACCAAGUCUUUCGAUUAUCUCUGGGCGAUCUCACCACCCAAGCCUCUCUCUGUGUUGGUUGAGGGACGCAAGGCUGCCUGACGUGGCUUUUGGCUUGCGCCCCGAGAAUUAGAAUAUCGGGUGUUAUCCGUGUGCCCCCUCGCUCCCCACCGGCAAACACUGCUUGCUGCUCGCUUUGUUGUAACGGUACGCAUAUCGUAUACCGUAUGUAGUCUUGCCACCGCUACUUUUUCUACCUUCUUGUGUUCUGACUUUUUGUCUUUGGUUUUCGAUGGUGUUGUUGUCGGAGUUUUCCCUUUCGCACGUCUGCUCCGUACGUCGGUGUCGUACGUCGGUGUCCGUCUUGCGUGCGUUUGUGUGUCGUGUGUGUGUAUUUUAGUUUCUCAACACAACAGAAUUGGGUGGUGCCACCGGCUGAUGACCCCCAAGGACAGUAGUCUUUGGAAUAAGAUAUUGUAGUCUUUUGUGUGCUCUUGCUUGUGUUCGGUGCUUCCCUUCUCCACUCCAGGGUAGCCACAGAGGCUAGAGGGCUUUCGGUUUCUUGCUGGGUGGAUUGCCGGUCGGCGGCCUACUUUCAAUUCAGCGUCGUUGUCAUCGUCGUCGUCGUCGUGGUUUUGCAGCCGGUGUACCUGCGGUGG
Messenger RNA from Ectocarpus siliculosus, 5154 nucleotides. The record is from the annotation of a GenBank genome assembly. NCBI's taxonomy places the organism in Eukaryota, Phaeophyceae, Ectocarpales, Ectocarpaceae.